Messenger RNA from Syngnathoides biaculeatus (alligator pipefish), 1225 nucleotides. It is a transcript of the gene rexo2, whose product is annotated as small fragment nuclease. The transcript has 7 exons. Gene Ontology annotation, molecular function: 3'-5'-RNA exonuclease activity; nucleic acid binding. Lineage: Eukaryota; Metazoa; Chordata; Actinopteri; Syngnathiformes; Syngnathidae. Gene Ontology annotation, cellular component: mitochondrion. The coding region runs from base 446 to 961 and encodes 171 amino acids. The record is from RefSeq and is a predicted model, not a curated record.
UGACUUCAUCCGGGCACGCAGCCAUGUUGGAUGGGUUCAUUCUACUGAUGUGUCGUUCACUAUAUCGCUUUUGCAAAUAUAUACAUAUAGUUCCACAAAUGUCCGUACAACUGUUAAAAGUGAUACAUGAUGGCUAAAAAGACUUUGGAAAGUUAUCGGGGCUUAUUAAAUGUUUCAAGAAACCUUUACGACAAGAAGUGCGCUUUGAUCCACAAUAUCAACCCAUAUGCCUUGGAGAAACACAAAUGGAGCAUGAAUUUCGAACUGUGGGCGUUGGUAACCUAUCCAGACAUUGUCAACUAUCUUCUCUUCUCGAUAAGCGCUUAUACCAUGGACCAAAUAAAGAAUUACAAAGGUCUGGAGGAUCUACAACCAAUACAUCAAUAGCUGGAUUUGUGUUGCGGCGGUAUCCAUUGUAAGCAACCUGUGUCUCCACACUGCUCAGAUGACGGGCUUGGACGUUGAAAAUGACAAGAUAAUUGAAAUGGCAUGCAUAAUUACAGACUCUGACUUGAACAUUUUGGCAGAGGGACCCAACUUGAUCAUAAACCAGUCCGAUGAACUCCUGGAAUCCAUGUCGGAGUGGUGUAAAGAGCAUCAUGGCAAGUCAGGACUCACCCAGGCAGUACGGCAGAGUAAAACCACUCUGGAACAAGCAGAGAAUGAAUUUACAUCCUUUGUUCGACGACAUACACCACCUGGACAAUGUCCCCUAGCUGGAAAUUCUGUGCAUGUAGACAAACAGUUCCUGGACAAAUAUAUGCCAGAGUUCGUGAAGCAUCUCCACUACAGAAUAAUUGAUGUCAGUACCAUUAAGGAGCUUUGCAGACGGUGGUUUCCAGUGGAGUAUGAAAUGGUGCCACAAAAGAAAGCAACCCACAGAGCGUUCGAUGACAUCAGCGAGAGCAUAAAAGAGCUGCAGUACUACCGAGCAAACAUCUUCAAAGCUUCUUUUGAGUAAAAAACACCAGAUUGUUCAAAAUAGCAACUUUAACAAUAGCAUGUAAACUUGAAAGAUCAGAGAGCAUUUUGUUAAGCCAAAUCUAUAGUGUAUCAGUCUUAGUCAUUAUCAUAAGGCUUUGAGCAUUGAAGUUCCUUUGUGUCUUUAUCCUUCAGAAUGUUAGCGGUUACGAAGAGGGAGGUCACCUUUUAGUUAGAAAUUAUUCUGACAUAAUGUAUGGAAUGUAAGUUAAAGGGAAAUGAUAAAUAUUCAUCUUCAACCUCA